Messenger RNA from Papaver somniferum (opium poppy), 753 nucleotides. RefSeq names its product protein DELAY OF GERMINATION 1-like. NCBI's taxonomy places the organism in Eukaryota, Viridiplantae, Streptophyta, Magnoliopsida, Ranunculales, Papaveraceae. Gene Ontology annotation, molecular function: sequence-specific DNA binding. The coding region runs from base 1 to 753 and encodes 250 amino acids. The transcript has a single exon. The record is from RefSeq and is a predicted model, not a curated record. Gene Ontology annotation, biological process: DNA-templated transcription.
AUGGCAAGCUCAUCAAAUCAAGUUCAAUUCCGUGAAUGCUAUCAGAACUGGAUGAUUCAACAACAAGAACUUCUCGAAGAGCUCAUACAAGUGUACAACCAAAACUCCAAUGACGAACAAGAACUUUGCUGUGUCAUCCACAAACUCGUCGAACACUAUGAAAAUUAUACUGAUAGAAGAGCCCAACUUGCAAUAGACGAUGCUCCAUGCCUUUUCUCACCAACGUGGUGUACUUCCAUCGAGAAUUCGUAUUUUUGGCUCGGGGGUUGCAGACCCUCGUUAAUGAUUCGACUCGUUUACUCGCUCUGUGGUUCACAACUUGAGUCACAACUCACUGAGUUUUUACAAGGAGUGAGAAAAGGUAACAUAGGUGAGUUAUCAGCAAGUCAACUUAGUCUUGUCAGUGAGUUGCAGUGUAGAACAGUAGGAGAAGAAGAGAAGCUUUCAAAGAAAAUGGCUAGUUUACAAGAGAAUAUAGCCGAUUAUCCACUCACUAGGCUUGCUAACAACUCAUCAGACGUUUCAGAUACUGAGUCCCAUAUUGAGCAAGUGGAUCAUGCUUUGGAUUCACACUCUAAAGAGCUGGCUAGUAUUUUAGUUGACUCAGAUAAGUUGAGGAUGAAUACUUUAAGAGAAGUUAUAGGCAUCUUGACACCAUUCCAAGCUGUGGAUUUUCUGAUUGCUGGGAAGAAACUUCAUCUUUGUAUGCAUCAAUGGGGCCAAAGGAGGGAUCAUCGCCAUGGAAGGACAUAA